Molecule: messenger RNA, 1067 nt
Organism: Gracilinanus agilis (Agile Gracile Mouse Opossum)
Lineage: Eukaryota; Metazoa; Chordata; Mammalia; Didelphimorphia; Didelphidae
Gene: GEMIN8
Product: gem nuclear organelle associated protein 8
Exons: 4
Coding region: 86-790 (234 amino acids)
Biological process (GO): spliceosomal snRNP assembly
Cellular component (GO): SMN complex
Source: RefSeq, a predicted model, not a curated record
UGGAUUCUAGCGGUUUGUGUGGACCGGAAGAGGCGAUCUGAUUCUUUUGGUUUCUGGUGGCUAUUUGAACGGGCACACAUCAGUGAUGGAUUCAUCACAGGGAGACUCUGAGCCAUGGUAUUCUCAGCGAGCAUACUCACGCUACUGGCAGCAUUAUAACCAAGCCAUGCAGUGGAUGCGGAGGCACCAGAGUGCCUACAGGAAGGCCAUGUUGUCAUUCUACAAUUCCCCGUGGUAUUUGCCUGCUCUCGUUCCAAGCAGCCGUUAUGCUGACUGGGGUGGAGAUGACCACUCAGCCAAGGAGGAUCAUUUAUCAUCCACUGGUUGGCACAGCAGAUCUCAGUAUUCUAGAUGGUCACAGCAACCCCCUGGUAAUGCCCAUGGCCACCAAAUGACCUCAAAAGAAGACCAAGUUUCCUCCACAGAAGAGUCAGAUUCAGAUGGGGAAAUAGAAUGUGAUUUGAGUAACAUGGAGAUUACAGAGGAGCUCCGCCAGUAUUUUGCUGAGACAGAAAGACACAGAGAAGAGCUAAAGAGACAGCAACAGCUGGAGGCAGAACACCAGGACGUUUAUGUGGAAGCUGACCACGACCUGCACCAAACCACCGGUCGCUCCGUGCAGCCUCCCUCCGAGAGGCCAGGAGAAAGGCGAAUGGUCGAAAUGAAGAAAUUGUACGGGGAAAGUGCUGCCAAGAUCCAGGCUAUGGAGACAGCCAUGCAGCUCACUUUUGACAAAAACUGUGAUAAAAAGCAGCCUAAAUAUUGGCCUGUUAUUCCUCUGAAGCUGUGAGCCACAUGAAGCCCCUUGCUGGGAAUGAACCAUCAGCUGAAACUCCAGCUACCCAGCUUAAUGAACACAUUGUUCUGUGAACAGGGACUCUUGGGCUUAUUGAUCCUCUUCCCUUCCUUUCUAUUUGGAUGCAUUUCUCUUAGUUUUUCUAGUUUUCAAGAAGAGUUGAAACUUUUUCCUCAAGACAUUUUGAUUUUGGCCCCCUCACCCAAAGGCAAAAAGAAAUUUAGCAUAUUUGGAGUAUAAAGUUAAAAUUUUUAUAUUUCCUUUAAUCCAU